Molecule: messenger RNA, 7241 nt
Organism: Acinonyx jubatus (cheetah)
Lineage: Eukaryota; Metazoa; Chordata; Mammalia; Carnivora; Felidae
Gene: NEBL
Product: nebulette
Exons: 32
Coding region: 2277-5165 (962 amino acids)
Biological process (GO): cardiac muscle thin filament assembly
Cellular component (GO): focal adhesion; Z disc
Molecular function (GO): actin filament binding
Source: RefSeq, a predicted model, not a curated record
GGUGGCAGAUACACCUGAAAAUCUUCGCCUGAAACAGCAGAGUGAAUUGCAGAGUCAGGUCAAGUACAAAAGAGAUUUUGAAGAAAGCAAAGGGAGGGGGUUCAGCAUCGUCACGGACACUCCUGAACUCCAGAGGCUGAAGAGGACUCAGGAGCAAAUCAGUAACGUAGGUGACUGUUCGAUGCCUCGAUCGCCCUAACUCGCGUGUCUGCAUGAGAGAAUGAGGUUGGGACUUGGAGGUGUCCUUGUCGCUACCGUGGGCAAGCGGUUCUCAAGGUGCUCAUAAGAUAUGCCAGGCUCAACUGGGGAACUCCUUCCGUUUGAUUUCAUCAUGGUUACCUAGAGCCUCACACUUUAAUAGCAACGACUAUAUUUCUGAAUUGAUAUUUAACUUAUUUCAUUAAAGCGACUUGCGAAAUGCGUUUACUAGAGAGAUCAACUUGAUGACAAGAAUUGUGUAUUUAGAAAUAUAGUCAUCGCUAUUAAAACAGUUGUUAUAAUUUAGCAUCUUAUGCCAUUUUUAAUGGUUCUCCGCAUUUGCGUUUUUCCAAAACAGGACUUUUAUAGGUAAAAUUAUACACCUGACAGUUUUGGUCUUGGCUGUGGCUAAUCAGACAAAAAAUAUAUACACAUAAGGCUAAGUAUCUUGAAUAAUCUUAUUUUGCUAAUUGUGUGUAUGUAAGCUUUCACACUUUAAACUAGAAAUUUGUUGAAAUGAUGUAUUCCAUUGAAUUUCUGAAACAAACAUUUACGUAUGACGUUGCUGUGGAUUUGAAAGCUGUAUCUCGUUAAGUAAUAUAUUUUUCCUGACAAAGAAAAUUGAGGAGAGCAUCACUUCCCAGCACAUUAGGGACCAAAAGUGUUAAUUCCGUACUACGUGAAGGCAGAUGAAUAGCUUAUCUUCGUUUUCAUAAUUCAUGCCUGUGAUUAUGUUUCUUCCAAAGUUUCUUUGAAGUUUGUCGAAAUGUAUUUUUUUUUCAGAAAAAAAAAAAUCAGUUCAGUGUUAGGUAUCCAAGAGGACAUACGUAUGAAAAUUGACAACUAUGUACAUGAUACAGAAGUAUGCACAAAUCUGCAAGAUUCAUGCCGUGUUUCAUGAGAAGUGUAUCUUGUGUAUUACUUCCACCAAACUUUGUGUGUUAUAAGCGAUGUUUAUAGAUGUUAUAAACAAUGGAGCCUUAAUUUCCAGGAAGUGUUUAAUUAGCAGAUGGUUUAAACUCGCUGAUGUUUGGCCGUCAUCAUUAUAUAUAACAAUUUGGAGAUGAAAUUAUAGUAUACAAUUUGAGAAAGAAUUUUAUUUGUGAAAAAAAACCACAACGGUGUGAUGUUUUGAAAAAACUUCUUUAGGGAAUAACAGGAGGUGGAGGGAACACUUCGUUUUGCCAAAUUCCCUAAGGUUUAUUCAUUAUUUGCUCUUUAAAUGGACAUUUUAGGUUUGUAAGAACUUUUUUUUUCCUUUGAAGGUAAAAGGGAUGCAUUUUAAAGAUUCACAUCUUUUGUCCCCUCAUUUUUCUCCCCCGUCCCGACAACCCACCAGUCAUGUGUUACCGCCCUCAUCUUUCUUCCUCUUCAUUCCUUCUUUAAAUUAAAAAGUGAUUUUUGUUUUUCAAAAUGUGAGUUAGGGAUACGGCACUGGCAGUUACACAGAAUAACGUUUCUUUCUUUGGGUUAUUUUUGGGGAACUUGAGAAAAAAAACAAAACAAAACCCAAAAUAAUGCCACACAAAACUAAGUUAUAUCGUAAGUCACAAACUGUCACAGAAAUAUAUUUCAAAAAGAACUACACAUUUCUACUCUAAGACAUCCAUGGGACAGCUACCAUAAGGAUUGCAGUCAAUCGAAAGCAGGAAUAUACAUUUUAUUCAACACGUGGAGCUGUUUGCAGAUCCAUUCUUAAUUACGCAAAAACCCCUUAUAACACAGGUAAUGGAGAAAUAUAUGGAGGGGAAGGGGAACCCCCCCCCCCCCCCCCCGCCAAAACCAGAUGACAGGAUCCUGUAUUUUGCGGACUGACUGAUUUUAUUAUACCCUUUGGGACAUACCUACUGGGAGCACAUACUGAACGUUAAAGAAGAUCCGGUAGUCUUGCCUACAUAUUUGUGGAGUUGCCAGAUGCGACCGUCAUUAAUAAUUAUGCCACAUCAUUAUAACUUUGGUGGAUUUUUGCAGCACAGUGGAGAGUCAAUAAGAACUUAUUACACGAUGGGAAAUGAGAAAAUAGCAGCCGCUGAAGUCCACUGACGGUAUUCUUUAAGCCUGUGAUUGAAGACCUCAGCAUGGAAUUGGCCAAAAAAUGCACCAAACUCAUUAGUGACAUUCAUUAUAAAGAAGAAUAUAAAAAAUCUAAGGACAAGUGUACGUUUGUGCCUGACACGCCCAUGCUAAACCAUGUAAAAAACAUUGGUGCUUUUAUUUCUGAGGCAAAAUACAAAGGCGCCAUUAAGAAGAAUCUUUCCAAUUCUCUGUAUAGGCAGAUGCCAGCCACAAUUGAUAGUGUCUUUGCAAGAGAAGUUACCCAGCUUCAGAGUGAGGUUGCCUAUAAGCAGAAACAUGAUGCUGGCAGAGGAUUCUCAGAUUAUGCUCAUAUGAAGGAGCCACCCGAGAUCAAACAUGCCAUGGAGGUCAAUAAACACCAGAGUAAUAUUUCUUAUAGAAAAGAUGUACAGGACACCCACACGUACAGUGCAGAUCUCAACAGACCAGACAUCAAGAUGGCAACGCAGAUCUCCAAGAUCAUAAGCAAUGCAGAGUACAAGAAAGGGCAAGGAGUAAUGAAUAAAGAGCCUGCUGUAAUUGGAAGACCAGAUUUCGAACAUGCUGUGGAAGCUUCUAAACUUUCUAGUCAAAUUAAAUACAAAGAAAAAUUUGAUAGUGAAAUGAAGGAUAAGAAACAUCGUUACAAUCCUCUUGAAAACGCUUCUUUUAGGCAAAGUCAGCUUGUCACUGCACUGGUGAGCGAUGUGAAGUACAAGAAAGACAUUCAAAAUAUGCAUGAUCCAGUCUCGGAUCUCCCAAACUUGUUCUUAGACCAUGCUUUGAAAGCCAGCAAAAUGCUCAGCCGAUGGGAGUAUAGAAAGCUUUUUGAGGAAAACAAAGGAAUGUACCAUUUUGAUGCGGACGCCGCUGAACACUUGCACCAUAAAGGCAACGCCAAGCUCCAGAGUCAGGUUAAGUAUAAAGAAGAGUAUGAGAAAAAUAAGGGGAAAUCGAUGCUUGAAUUUGUUGAGACGCCAUUGUAUCAAGCUUCAAAGGAGGCUCAAAAGAUGCAUAGUGAGAAAGUUUACAGAGAGGAUUUUGAGAAGGAGAUUAAAGGAAGGUCAUCACUCGAUUUAGACAAGACUCCAGAAUUUUUACAUGUUAAGUACAUCACCAACCUUCUGAAAGAGAAGGAAUAUAAAAAAGAUUUGGAAAAUGAAAUAAGAGGGAAAGGAAUGGAACUUAACUCAGACGUUCUUGACAUUCAGCGAGCAAAACGCGCAUCUGAAAUGGCAAGUGAGAAAGAAUACAAGAAAGACCUGGAGUCAAAAAUUAAAGGGAGGGGGAUGCACAUUGGCACUGACACCCUUGAAAUACAACAUGCCAAGAAAGCUUCAGAGAUAGCUAGUCAGAAAGACUAUAAGAGAGAUCUGGAAACUGAAAUAAAAGGGAAGGGCAUGCAGGUGGGCACAGACACUCCUGAUAUCCAGAGAGCUAAGAAGGCAUCCGAAAUGGCCAGCCAGAAAGAAUAUAAGAAAGACUUGGAAAAUGAAAUUAAAGGGAAAGGGAUGCAAAUAAGCAUGGACAUCCCGGACAUGCUUCGAGCCAAGAGGGCAUCGGAGAUCUAUAGCCAGAAAAAGUAUAAAGACGAAGCAGAGAAGAUGCUUUCUAACUAUUCUUCAGUGGCAGAUAGUCCUGAAAUGCAGAGAAUCAAGACAACUCAACAAAACAUUAGUGCGGUAUUUUAUAAGAAAGAAGUAGGAGCUGGCACGGCCAUAAAAGAUACUCCAGAGACUGAACGAGUGAAGAAAAAUCAGCAGAAUAUUAGUUCACUCCGGUACAAAGAGCCGUGCCACAAAGCCACGCCGGUGAGCGUCACGCCAGAGAUGGAGAGGGUGAGGAGAAACCAGGAGCAGCUGAGUGCGGUAAAAUACAAAGGAGGGGUUAAACAAGCAACUUCAAUUUCUGAUCCACCAGAGCUGAAGAGAGCUAAAGAAAACCAGAAGAACCUCAGCAAUGUUUAUUAUAAAGGUCAGCUGGGAAGAGCCACAGCUUUAAGCGUAACUCCUGAAAUGGAAAGAGUGAAGAAGAAUCAAGAAAAUCUUAGUUCGGUAAAAUAUACCCAGGACCAUAAACAGAUGAAAGGUAGACCAAGUCUGAUUUUAGAUACGCCUGGUCUGAGAUAUGUCAAAGAAGCACAAAAUCAUAUUUCCAUGGUAAAAUAUCAUGAAGAUUUUGAAAAGACAAAGGGCAGAGGCUUUACUCCUGUUGUAGAUGACCCCGUGACAGAGCGAGUGAGGAAGAACACCCAAGUUGUCAGCGAUGCGGCCUACAAGGGCGUCCAUCCUCACAUUGUGGAGAUGGACCGGAGACCUGGAAUCAUUGUUGACCUCAAAGUUUGGCGCACAGAUCCUGGCUCCAUCUUCGACAUUGAUCCCCUGGAAGACAAUAUUCAGUCUAGAAGUCUCCAUAUGCUCUCUGAAAAGGCGAGUCACUAUAGGAGACAUCGUUCUCGCUCUCAUUCGAGCAGUACUUUUGGCACAGGUCUGGGAGACGACAAGUCAGAAAUAUCCGAGAUUUACCCCAGCUUUUCAUGCUGCAGUGAGGUAACCAGGCCAUCGGACGAAGGAGGUAGUAAAUUUGAAUCAGUCUCAGAGAACAAUAAUACAGUUUUGCAAACCUGUCCACCUGUCCUUCCUGGAGCCUAUCAGCAAAGCCAUUCUCAAGGCUAUGGGUACAUGCACCAGACCAGCCUGUCAUCCGUGAGGUCAAUGCAGCACUCACCAAAUCUAAGGACCUACCGAGCCAUGUACGAUUACAGCGCCCAGGACGAAGACGAAGUCUCCUUCAGGGACGGCGACUACAUCGUCAACGUGCAGCCCAUCGACGACGGCUGGAUGUACGGCACGGUGCAGAGAACUGGGAAAACGGGGAUGCUCCCGGCGAAUUACAUCGAGUUUGUUAAUUAAUUAUCUCCCCUUGUCUUUGAGCUUUAUUCUAAUGUAUACUAGACCUAAUCUUUUUAAAGGCUAGAAGAUACUUUUAAGACAACUUGGCAGUUAUUUUACAAUAAUCUCUCUCUACUUUGACAAUUAGACACGCAGGUACCAGGAAGAGGGAAUGACUUCUGGGCUGAAAACAGCAGCAUUUUCAGGAAUUGCUGUAAACAAAAUCGUUAGGUCUGGAGACCCUGGUGCUGCUAACCGUGUUAAUGGUUUCCUUUGACUGGCUUUCGAACACUGCUGGGAAAUGUAUUUUUGUAGACUUUAAUAGAGAUGUUGAGUGUCCCUUAAAUGUAACAAGUCUCUGAAACUUCUUAGCUGUCACUUUGGAACCACCAGAAGCUGAUUCUCUUAAUUCAGUAACACGGCCAAUGGUUUAAAAACAGUUAGCUUUUGAGUCAUUGGGGAAUUUCCAAUUCAAGUGAAAAUUGCCCAAUAUAAUAAACCUAAGCAGUGGCAGAAUGGCAGUUUGGUUACAAUUAUACUGACUGGUGGCCUUAGGGACCUAGAAACUUCUACCAAACAGACAUUUCCUUGUUCCCUAGGCUGACUUGGGUCUAUUUAUUUCUCAUUUGUAUCAAGGGAUACCCUUCUCUCCACUUACAUCCUGUGGGCCCGAGUCUACGCUUGACUGCACAGAAUGUCAGGACCAAAUGAUGUCACAGCUACUCCGCAAAGGGCAAAGUUUAAAGUCAUCGCUGUUAUUUCCCUAGUAGCUUUUACCCUGCUGCAUGUCACGUAGGUUCAAGCUCUGUAACAUAGGCAGCCGCACUGCCCGUCCCUGUUAUGAAAACAAAAACCGUGGCUGAUAACCUCACAGCCCCUCCCUCUAGCGGCCAGCUCAUCAGAAAAACAUCUUUUGAAAAGUUGCUUGAGAUCCUCUUGCUGUCCUGCACUCUAGUUUCGAAGGAUUUACACCUUUAGGAAAUAGACGUCUACUCUAGCACAUAAGUGGUUUAGGUGUUUACUGAACAACUUUCAUUAACUUAAUGCCGCCGUUGAUUGAAAAGGAAAGAAAACGGACUAGGAGCCAGUGAUGACGCGGUGUACUAGAGGCGACACAUGAGCAAAAAGUCCCCCCCUCCACACCGAGAUGAGCCGGUUUCCUAUUUUGGAAAACGGCAUUCAGAUCUGGGAAUGGAAAUCUAGCCACCGAAACCGCUUAGACUUGGAAAGACUUCCCUUCCACUUUCUUCCGGUUUUUCUUUUCUAAACCACAUUCAGGGGGUAAGGUGAAAUUGCCAACCGAGAUUUUAGGUAUAGGCCCAAGAGGUUGUCCACUGAAAAAAGCAACUGUUGUCCUGUCUCGAAUUUGAAAUGAGAGACCUUGCAGGCUCUUUCUGGACUCACAGCCAUGCUACACCCCUUGCUGGUGGCUCAUGAAGGUUCGCCUGUGGUCCACAGUCUAGAUCACUGGAGAAAUGAACGUCCAUCAGCGACUCUGUGUUUUUCUGAUGGGUUCAGACGUGCAAGAGGGUAGUGUUUUUGGAGGUCUGGCUCUACAGACUCACUCUACAGUGAUGAAGCUGGAAAAGCCAAGUCACAGAAAUAUGGUGAAAUGUAUGGAUCUUGGGGAUAUCUCCCUUCUAUAGUAUAUGCAAAGAAAUUAACAAAACAUCCUAUAAAGUACCUUUUUUUUUUGAAGUGUUUAGGAGUCCAAAACCAAAUGCUAACUCAUUUAUACUUUUUGAAAAGUUAGCACAUACUUUUGAAAAUUGAUAGUUUCAUUCAAUCCGGCUAAAAGAGCAAAUAAAACUUUGUUACACUCGAGCUGCAUCUGUAAGACAUUCACCGAAAAAGAAAAGACAGGAAUUUGGGUAAAAAAAAACUAGACAGUCUUUUUGAGGGGGUUUCACAGAUUACUACAUAACCAACUGGACUGAUUUUUUCUAUCAGUGAAAUGGUCGGUCAUGAUUAAAUCGACCCCAUUCGUGUUUUGAUCGUCUCGUAGGCAAACCGACAAAGACAAGCUGAAAUUGAAACAUUCUUACAAAAAUUUCUGUGCUAAAACCUAGGGCAAUGAACUUGCUCGAUUUACUUAUA